Molecule: messenger RNA, 828 nt
Organism: Lactuca sativa (garden lettuce)
Lineage: Eukaryota; Viridiplantae; Streptophyta; Magnoliopsida; Asterales; Asteraceae
Source: RefSeq, a predicted model, not a curated record
AUGUCAAUGAGAAAAUACGAAUCCGGUGCCUCAAAAAGGAAACGAAAAAUGCAAGAAGAAACUUUUAUAGAUAAACAAAAAGGGUCGUUUUUAAAAUAUUUAACUACAAACAAAAAUGUUGAUAAUGAACAACAACAAACUAAUGUUGAUAACGAACAAGAACAAGAUAAUGUUGAUAAUAAUAAUCAUGAACCAACUAAUAUUGAAAGUGAUAAUGAACCAAUUAAUAUUGACAAUGAUAAUGAAAAAACUAAUAUUGAAAUUGAUAACGAACAAACGAAUAUUGAAAAUGAUAACGAACAAACUAAUAUUGAAAUUGAUAACGAACACACUAAUAGUGAAAAUGAUAACGAACAAAGUAAUAUUGAAAUUGAUAACGAACAAACUAAUAAUGAAAAUGAUAACACACCUUUAAACAUAUAUGAUCCAAGUAGAUGGAAUAAUAUUAGUACUAAUUUAAGAGAUUUAAUCGUAAAAAAGUGUCCUAUUAAGAUUUAUGAUUUUAAAUUUCCAAAAGAUCAACAUUUAAGAAGCUUUAGUACAUCUCUUUACAUGCAAAAAAUACCAAAUGGAGAAAAAUACGAACGAACAUGUAAAAACUUGCAAUCAAGUGAUAUGUGUAUCGAUGAUGCUAUAGAUCAACUAAAUGGACUUUUGUGUUUCUUUAAAGAAUAUAGAGAAAACAUAUUUGAAGAAGCUUUAGAUUAUGCAAAAGAAUUGGCAUUAGAAAUGAAUGUAAAACCUGAAUUUCGUAAAAAACGUAUCAUUCAAAGAAAUAGACGAUAUGAUGAAAAUGUUGCUAAUGAAACUAUUAAAACUCCUGUCUAG